GGCGACCCAAGGACCUGCCCUCCUCGCCCAGUCCUACGAGACAUCCUCUUUUUAUCCCACGUCAGUAUCAACACUCCCUCAGAGUCCCUACUCUCAGGUUUGUAUCCUUCGCUCUAAUCAGUGUGAAAACGACCUCUGUAGACCUAGUCUCAAGGGUACUGCUUUCUCUUUACCCUACGACAUUGCGAAGGCGCCCUUAGCAGCAGCAGAAAAGCUCAGAAGAUGCCCCCCUCCUCGGGACACAACUUAACCCUCGAGACCGACGAGCGCCCCAGAAGCUGCAGGGUGGAAUUGCACCGUAGGCCUAUCGUAGGGAUCAUCGGCUACCACUGGGCGCUCUACUUCAGGUGGGAGGACGGCUACGACAUGCACUACGAGGCCACGGACGUCGACAAGCGCCUCGUCGCCCGCUGCGGCCGCGGGAAACCCGAGCAGCACAUCCACACCUUGGUGAUAGACCUCGGGACGAAGGUCCUGUCCCCAAAGAGGGUGAAUCUCUGCGCCCGGGAGAACCCCUACAACGGGAACCUCUACAUCCUGACGAAGAUGAACUGUCAAGUGUGGGCGAAGCAGCUGGCGUCCGAUUUGGGAAUCAGCAUUCCCAUCACGGUCAACAUCCUGAAGUACAUUCCCGGAUCGGAGGUGCUGGACGGGAUCCACUUCCUCACCGGAUCUGGACCCGAAUCUGGAUCUGGAUCUGGAUCUGGAUCUGGAUCUGGAUCUGGGUCCUCGUAGAGCUCUUCCAAGAGAUAAGAACAUAGCUGCAAUGUGUAUACGACUCUUUUCGGGGAAGAAGAAGAAGAAGAAGAAGAAGAAGAAGAAGAAGAAGAGAAGAAGAAGAAGAAGAAGAAAGAAAAUUAAAUAAGAUGACAAUCACCUGGAAGGCGAAAUAAAUAACUCGAAAUAACAUAAAUAACGCCAUUUUCAAUAGCCUUAUUUGUGAUUUACUUCGUUCAAUUGCCAAAAGUGUUUGUAGAAACAUAUUUUGUCAGCUUUACA
Molecule: messenger RNA, 999 nt
Organism: Macrobrachium nipponense
Lineage: Eukaryota; Metazoa; Arthropoda; Malacostraca; Decapoda; Palaemonidae
Exons: 2
Coding region: 223-735 (170 amino acids)
Source: RefSeq, a predicted model, not a curated record